Messenger RNA from Daldinia loculata, 1599 nucleotides. Its product is annotated as Pre-mRNA splicing Prp18-interacting factor-domain-containing protein. Gene Ontology annotation, biological process: mRNA splicing, via spliceosome. The transcript has a single exon. Bases 148 to 1566 code for a protein of 472 amino acids. Gene Ontology annotation, molecular function: pre-mRNA 3'-splice site binding. Lineage: Eukaryota; Fungi; Ascomycota; Sordariomycetes; Xylariales; Hypoxylaceae. The record is from RefSeq and is a predicted model, not a curated record. Gene Ontology annotation, cellular component: spliceosomal complex.
GAAGAUACCUCAAAGAUCAUAUUACCCAGAGUUCAUGCUUGACCAGACUCAGACUUCAACAUCAAAUUCCUAAUCCGCCCUCGAGACAUCCACUCCUUCAAGUCACCGCCCAUCCCAGCACACACACAUAUAUAAGACACAGUCAGCAUGCCGCCGCCGCCGCCACCGCCGUCGCGGCGGAACGACUCCAAGGCAUCAGCCGCCUCCAAGGAGGAAAACAUCUACAUCCCGUCCUUCAUCAGCAAGCGGCCCUUCUACGCGGGCGAGGAAGGCGACGCGACCGACUACCUCGAGCAUCAGCGAUUACACAAGACCAAGGACGACCAGUCGAAAUGGUACGACCGCGGCAAGAAGCUCGGUCCCGCCGCCACCAAGUACCGCAAGGGCGCCUGCGAGAACUGCGGCGCCAUGACGCACAAGGCCAAAGACUGCCUCAACCGCCCCCGCGCGAAAGGCGCCAAGUGGACCGGAAAGGACAUACAGGCCGACGAAGCCAUCCAAGACGUCGAGCUCGGCUGGGAUGCCAAGCGAGACCGGUGGAACGGCUACGAUCCCAAGGAGUACCGCCGCGUCGUGGAGCGGUACAACCAUAUGGAUGAACUCCGUGCCCAGCUAUCCGAGGACAAGGAGAAGGAGGGCGGCGACGGCGAGGAGGAUAACAAGGACUCGGGCGAGAAAUACGCCGAGGAAUCUGACAUGGGACGACACCAGAGCACCGCGACGCGACAGCUGCGAAUACGAGAAGACACCGCCAAAUACCUCCUAAACCUAGACCUAGAAUCAGCCAAAUACGACCCCAAGACACGAACCAUGGUCGACGCCGGCGCCACAGUCGACAAGGCCGCACAGCUCUUCGCGGAAGAAGGGUACCUGCGCGCCUCGGGCGACGCCGCCGAGUUCGAAAAGGCGCAGAAGUACGCGUGGGAAAAACAAGAGAACAGCGGCGACACAAGCCAGCACUUACAAGCGAACCCCACAGCAGGCGAGUUCUACCGCAAGAAGGAGCGCGAAGAAGCCGAGCAGAAGCGCGCCGAGAAGAUCAAGGCGCUCCAGGACAAAUACGGCGGCGACCAGCACGUCAUGCCGGCCGCCCUGCGCGACGCCGCCGUGACCGAGUCGGAGCAGUUCGUCGAGUACGACGAGUCGGGCCUGAUCAAGGGCGCGCCCAGGACGUCGGCCAAGUCCAAGUACGCGGAGGACGUCUAUGUGAACAACCACACCUCGGUAUGGGGCAGCUGGUGGUCCAACUUCAAAUGGGGCUACGCGUGCUGUCAUUCUUUUAUUAAAAAUAGCUACUGUACGGGUGAGGAGGGUAAAGGGGCCUGGGAAGCGGCCGAGAAGCAAAGGGCGGGCGUUGAUCUAAUCGAAGAAGCACCUGCUCGGGAUGAAGAGGCAGAGAAAAAGAUGGACGAAGCCGAACCUACACAACAACCAAGCAAGAAGCGCACGGUAGAAGAGAUGAUGGGUGGGAUUUCAGAAGCCGAGUUAGACGAGUAUCGCAGGAAGCGCACAGCGGCAGAUGAUCCCAUGGCAAAGUUUUUAGGGAAUGAUGAAUUAGUUCGGUAGUAUUGGCAUAUCACUAAGCAAUAUUAUAAUACA